Messenger RNA from Melanotaenia boesemani (Boeseman's rainbowfish), 6331 nucleotides. It is a transcript of the gene camk2g2, whose product is annotated as calcium/calmodulin-dependent protein kinase (CaM kinase) II gamma 2. The transcript is spliced from 22 exons. Gene Ontology annotation, biological process: protein phosphorylation. NCBI's taxonomy places the organism in Eukaryota, Metazoa, Chordata, Actinopteri, Atheriniformes, Melanotaeniidae. Gene Ontology annotation, cellular component: neuron projection; cytoplasm. Gene Ontology annotation, molecular function: ATP binding; calmodulin binding; calcium/calmodulin-dependent protein kinase activity. Bases 127 to 1875 code for a protein of 582 amino acids. The record is from RefSeq and is a predicted model, not a curated record.
CCCUCCUACUCUGCUCCUCUCUCUGAGCUCGAGCUUCUCUUCCCUCUCUGAUCCUUCACGAAACCUGCGCGAGGCGAGCACUGAAGCACGAGGCGAUUCCCCCCUCUCCCCUUCACUUCAGUCAACAUGGCUACAAUUGUAACCUCGACCAGAUUCACAGACGAGUAUCAGCUCUACGAGGAACUCGGAAAGGGUGCCUUCUCGGUCGUCCGCCGAUGUGUCAAGAAGUCCACCGGCCAGGAGUAUGCUGCUAAAAUUAUCAACACAAAAAAGCUUUCAGCCAGAGAUCACCAGAAACUGGAGAGGGAGGCGAGGAUUUGUCGUCUGCUUAAACAUCCAAACAUAGUACGACUUCAUGAAAGCAUCUCGGAGGAGGGCUUUCAUUAUCUUGUCUUUGACCUUGUCACUGGGGGAGAGCUGUUUGAGGACAUUGUUGCCAGAGAGUACUACAGCGAGGCAGAUGCCAGCCACUGUAUCAAUCAGAUCCUGGAGAGCAUCAGCCACAUCCACCAACAUGACAUUGUCCACAGAGACCUCAAGCCAGAAAAUCUGCUCCUGGCCAGUAAGAUGAAGGGAGCGGCGGUGAAGCUUGCAGACUUUGGUUUAGCCAUUGAAGUACAAGGGGACCAACAGGCAUGGUUUGGUUUUGCUGGAACUCCAGGAUAUUUGUCCCCAGAGGUGUUGAGAAAGGACCCGUAUGGCAAGCCAGUGGACAUAUGGGCAUGUGGUGUGAUCCUGUACAUCUUGUUGGUGGGCUACCCUCCCUUCUGGGAUGAGGACCAACACAAACUGUACCAACAAAUUAAAGCCGGUGCAUACGAUUUCCCAUCUCCAGAGUGGGACACAGUAACCCCUGAGGCCAAGAAUCUGAUCAAUCAGAUGUUAACAAUUAACCCUGCCAAAAGAAUCACUGCUGACCAGGCCCUCAAGCACCCGUGGGUCUGCCAACGCUCCACUGUGGCCUCCAUGAUGCAUCGUCAAGAGACAGUGGAAUGUCUGCGCAAGUUCAACGCCAGGAGGAAACUCAAAGGAGCUAUCCUCACAACAAUGUUGGUGUCCAGGAACUUUUCAGUGGGACGGCAGCAUACCAGCCCUGCCGCUACCACCAGCACAGCCGCAAUGGCACAGGAAGCUUGCAAAUCCUUACUAAACAAGAAGGAUGGAGUGAAGUCGCAGGGAAACAACAGUAAAAACAGUGUAGUAAGCAGCAGCAGCACCAAAGACAGCAGCAUGUCAUCUUCAGCACCAAUGGAAGCCCAGACAACCGUUGUACACAACCCAGCUGAUGGCACCAAGGGCUCCACAGAGAGCUGUAAUAAUGCAGAAGAGGAGGAGAUGAAAGCUGGUCCUCUGCAGGAGGCUGUUAGCAGUUCCACUGUCCCUGUAGCUCAGGCUGGUCCAGCUCAGCCCUCCUGCCCUGAACCAGAGUCGGCCCAGUCACGCCCAGCAGGCAGCAGUAACCUGCAGCAGACUCGUAAACAAGAGAUAAUUAAGAUGACAGAGCAGCUGAUUGAAGCCAUUAACAAUGGUGAUUUUGAGGCAUACACAAGAAUCUGUGACCCUGGACUGACUUCUUUUGAGCCUGAGGCCCUUGGAAACCUAGUUGAGGGCAUGGACUUUCACAAGUUUUACUUUGAGAAUCUUCUGAGUAAAAACAACAAACCAGUGCACACCACUAUUCUCAACCCUCACGUCCACCUGAUUGGUGAGGAUGCUGCCUGCAUCGCCUACAUCCGUCUGACGCAGUACAUUGACAGCCAGGGACGGCCACGCUCCUGCCAGUCGGAGGAGACACGUGUGUGGCAUCGUCGCGAUGCCAAAUGGCUCAACGUGCACUUCCACUGCUCAGGGGCCCCAGCUGCCCCGCUGCAGUGAACCGACAACCCAGGCCCAGGUAUGCCUGAACUCUAGAGCUUUUUGGAGCGUUUUCUCUCCGUGGUUGGAGUGGAGCCUGGAUCCUGGCUGGGACGAGGCUGCUCAGAGAACACAAAAGUGGGGAAUAUAUAUUACAAACUUUUAAAAAGGAAAAAAAACCAAAAGAAAAUAACAUAUUUUAAAGCUUGAAUGAAUAACCGACCAACACCAAUCCAGUCCAUCCCUAGCUAGAUGACGUUUGGGUCCAGCUGACAUCAGCCCACUUUUUGCAGAUGGUGCAUGUUUCUGAUGACAAUGGGGAUGAUGCUGCCCUGGUCCUUUUCUCCCAUGGCCUUUAUUUCCCCUGUCUUUGUUUUUGUCUGCCAUGUGGAAAAGUAUUAACGUGUUGCCACUAUAAUUAUAUAUAUAAAUAUAAAAACCUAAAACAAGUACACUUCACUCACAGUGGGUAUGGCUGGGGCAACAGUAUAUCUGUAAUAACGUCAUUAUUAUUUGUCUGGACAGCAGCAGAACGUCUACUUUGAUGCAGGUAUUGCUGGGAUGUGGGUGGGGUUUGCAGGGCUGGGAGCAACUAAUACAAACUUUAACCUCAGUUUGUAAAGUCAGGUUUGUGCAUGUGUCCACAAUGUUUUAAAGGAGAUGCAUUAGUGAAGGGAUCUUUACUUUUUAUUUUCUUUUUGUAUUAUGUGUUAGUAAAAGCUUUGUUUUUAUCUCCUCAAUUAUGGACAAUAUUUUAAAGUAUUUUUGUUGACAAUGUUUAAUUAUAAAAAAGGGGGAUUUUAUUUAACAGAAGUUUGUACAAAUAGCUAUUUAUGUAAGGAAAAAAGGAGAAACAAUUUGCUUUGAAGGGAAUUAGACAUAAAAAGGUUUUUUUUUUUGUUUGUUUGUUGUUUUGUGGGAGAGGUUGUGAGGUGCACCAGUGUAAAUACAAUGAUAUUCACACACACACACACAACAUGCAAGCACAGAUACACAGAAAAAAGUCCUGCUCUCUGCCCUUAAGGUGGCGUCUCCGAGGCCAGGCCAGCUCAUCCUGAAGUUGCAGAAGGCCUCCAUCUCUUUGGGCUGCAGCGUUUAGGUCAAACACAGGGUGGCACCAUUGGUCAAAGAAUAAAGCUCCUCACAUUUUAUCUGGAAGAACAAAGCACUCACAAACUUGUUUUUUCUUAUUUUUUUCGCUGUGUGUUUUAGGUGAAGCACGACUAAUGGCCUGUACUGUUUUAUGCACAGACACUUAAGACUCGAUGCUGUUAUGUUUGCUCUUCUGAAGGAGUAAAUCUUUCUGCAACUUCAGGUUAUGCUUGCCAAAUUUACUCCCUCCUACCUUACCUCUGCCCCUCUACUCUCAUCAUUCCUGCCUCUUGUACUCUUAUGAUGUGACCUUUGCUAACUGGUCCCAUUACCGUCUCAGUAAGACCAAGCUGUGUGAUGAUGAUGAUGUCACCUUUGCACCUGUCUCUUUGUUUUGAGGUGGUCUCAAAAUGUGUAUAUUGUGCGUCUUGGCUUGCUGUAGUCCGUGGAGUCUUGGCGUUAUAAAAAGCAUGUUAAAAAAGGGAAUGCAACUGAGGGGGGGGGGCAUGAUUAGAAGAGGGCUAUUUCAGCUUGAGAGCUGUGGGACCUUUGUUCGUGGCAGUUGAUGAAGUUGGUCCCUUUUAUCACUUUCUGUUGUAAACGUUGUAGCUGUAAAUGUUUUGAUGUUGAUAUUUUUUUUUUAAAUCUAUUUUAGCCAGAAAUGUUUUCAAGAGAUGAAAUUACCGGAGAUAGAUUUCCACAACCCCCUACCCCCUUUCUUUUCCUCUUUCUAAAUGUACCUGUUGAUCUUCAGACACUGAAAGACACAAGUUACUGUUUGUCAUCAGAUUUAUAACUUCACAGAAGCACACGAGCAUGAGGAUUCUCCCUUUUGAGAGGUCGAAACAUAUCUGUAUGUCAGUCGAACUUUGCAGCGCUGUUGUUUCACUGUGUUGUAGAAACUUUGUACCGGUGGAGGGGGGAGGGAGGCUUGCUGUGUGUCCCGUCUGUGCCACGCUGCUCCAUAAUAACUCGUGCACUAGUUUAGGCUGUUGCUGGUGGUCGUCUAAAAUAAGAAAUCGCAGUGAUGCUUCAAAUCAUCACAUAUCAUGUGUACCAACAGUCGAGAAGACUUUUAAUGUUGUGAAUCAUAUGUGAGCCCUCCCUCCUUCUGUAUCGACCACCUGUGCUCCUCUCAGAGUGCUGUGACAUAUCCAACGUGUUACGUAAACCGUGUUUCCUCCCACCGUUUGCACCAUGAUGACUCGUCGUAAAACCAGUACUGAAACUAUGUGAUGUUUUUACGGUUUAAAGUACUUUUGUUUGUGCUCUGGGUACAGGCCCAGUUGUAUGCUGAUGCUACAAAGACACUUUUUUGUAUUUAUUUUUUUUUUCUACAUUGUGUUUGCAUUUCCUCACAAUCAUUGUAAUGUUUUAAAAAAGGAUGCAAUUAAAUUUUUAAGUUAAUGGUUGUAUUACAAAGCAAGUGUUAAUAAGGAAGACUGAGCCUGGAGAUGUAGCUUAAACAGAACAGGGUCUGAGCUCAGUUUUGGAUUUAAAAUGGCUGGAACAAACAAAAUCUUGUAUCAACUUAUUUCCUGAUGAUAUUCUAGACACGAAAAUCUGACUGACAAAUUCAAAUACACUAUUGACUUUAUGUUGGCCUCUGACAUUGAAAUUAACAUGAAAGCUUUUUAUCAUCUAAGUUUUGGGGUAAAAAUCUAAAAAUUCAUUAAACACCCUUUUGGGGUCAAAUUGAACCAUGUGACAGAGCUGAUUGAAUUACAUCUUUCCAGCAUUUAAUCUGUUUAAAAGGAAGACUGGCCACAGACUUUAAGAACUAUUGAUCUCCAUAUUAAGAUUUUUAGUCUCUGAUAAGAUCCAAGUUAUUUAGGACUAUCAGCCAAUCUGUUGUAAACUAAAAAGCAAAGGUACAUAAAUGUUACCAAAACAUUAACAAAAAUAACCAUCUUAAUGAAGUAAGUUCAUUUUUUUCCCCUCUCAAUCAAUUAUUACACUUAUUUUAACAUUGCUAAAGUAAAAUUGGAACAUAAAACAUUCAUUUAAAUUGUUCCAUAAUGACUUUGAACUUGGCUUUUAACGCCAUAACAAUCCUUCUCUGCGACAUACUACAUGUUAUCUUCCGUUAUCCUGCCUGAUUCAGUGAUAUCUGUGAGCUGCAGGAAAAAUACAUGGGAUGUGUAUCAGUGACAUAAGCUGCUUUCACACAUCCUGAAAUGUUCCAGAGAUGUUCUGGAUGUCUCUGGUAAGAACCCUGGAACAACGGGUGAGACGGCGUAUGAAUGUGGAAGGAAACAGCUUUGUAGUGCUCAUCUCUCCCGUUAUCCUAAUAAGCCGUGUGCUAUCCAUCUUAGAUUGAAAGCAGCUGUUGUGGCUUUUGUAAUAUAACAGGAUGGGUGUUCAGAUGUACUUGAUGACCUCAAUAUGAACAAAAAAAAACACCUUCAUCCAUACAUACCUAAGCAUGACUCAACGUUACACUAUUUCAAAUUUUUCUGUCAAUUCUCCUUUUUAAAAAAGUCUUUUCUUCUUGAAUCAGGCAUUUGAAGUAUUUUAUGCAAACAGCCUGAAGGGGAAAGCCACUAAGUUGAAUAACACUGUCACUGUACUCAUGAUUUCUGACUAGAUAUUAGGUUUUCUCAAGCCAGCUAAAAAAAAAAAAAAAAGAAAAGUCUGCUUUUAACUUGCUUUGUAUUACACCCAUCUAAACUGAACGAGGGGGAGACAAUUUGCCAAGUUAUUUGGAAAAUUAACUAUUUUAGUCAUAAGAAUCUGGUGUCAAGACUAUGCUACAUAUACUACUAAGAUGUAGUGGGAAAAGCACAAAUGCCAAUAACUUUUUAGCCAAUUUUACCUGCUUCCCUUUCCUGAAUUAGAAACUAAUUUAAAAAAAAAAAGACUUGAAAUGUACCACAGAAGCCAGCUUUGGUCUUUUCACACCAACCACAGCAGGAACAGUACUUCACCGUUUCUAACUGCACAUAUGAAUAUAAAGUCAGUUCAAAUACUUUGGCAAAUGUCUGAUCUUCUUUAAACUGAAUUGUGAGCGUCAAGUGUCUAAAACAAAUGUUGAAAAUAAUUUAAAACCUUAACACCUUAUAUAUGCAGUUUUACAAAUGGAAGAAAUAUGCAUGUCUAGUUUCUGGUCAUUUUUCACUGUUAACUUGAUAAAGAAAUGGAAAUUUAUGUUAUUUGCAUCUUUGAGGUUAUGACAUGGCUGUCUGAGAUAUCAAAAUCAAGUGAUGUUGUUUUGCAUAAAAAUGCAUAAAAGAUUAGCUACAGCCUUAGCUUGUAUGUGCCCCUUUGACAGUAAAUUUAUUGCAUUGUAACCUUACAGUACGAAGGGACCACUUAAGUCUAAACUCAAUUGGAUGCUGGAUUUUUGCAUGAUCAUAAACUUAAUAAAAUCCUACAUUAAAAACUA